Molecule: messenger RNA, 927 nt
Organism: Anisakis simplex (herring worm)
Lineage: Eukaryota; Metazoa; Nematoda; Chromadorea; Rhabditida; Anisakidae
Source: the annotation of a GenBank genome assembly
AUGAGGAGGAAGAGGGAAGGAGGAGGGAGAAAGAGUGUUGGCAAUGAUAGUGCUGCUGUUGCUGUUACUGGUGGUGAUGAUGAUGGUGAUGUUGAUAACAAAGAAGAAGUAUACAUGUGGAGUGAAUGUACAUCAGAGAUAGUAGCAACAUCUUACGAGUCACCCGAAUCACCACAAGACCUAAGGCAACAGCUACACGAACAGCACCAACAACAACAACUGAACUGUUCCUCAGCAGAUGACAGCACUUUGUUGGAUCCAAGUCCUGUGGCAGAUGCAUUCGCCUACUCACCAUCCAUAUUCGAGUCGUUGUCGAUCGCAGCUGCGAAUCUGAUGGCAAACGGUGGUGCGACAACACCGAACGGAAACUGUACAUCGAACAGUCUAACAACGACAUCAACAACACCAACAUUAACAAAUGCUGCGAACAAUAUUAAUGGUACCAGUAUUGAGGAGGAUGCCAACAAUAUAUUCUCCCUUUUUUGUUCACAGCAACAGUCGAAUAGCCUUCAGCUACAGUCACAGCCGUCCGAAUCUCCACCGAGUAACGACGAAUCCAGUAAAGAUCAAGAGGAUGGUCAAGAAAAUGGUGGAAGUGGAGGGGCUUCAAUGUCAAGAUGCAGUAAUUGUAUGACAACGAAAACAACAGCUUGGAGGAGGGAUCAGUCAGGAAAAUUAGUCUGCAAUGCUUGUGGUUUAUAUUAUCGUCUUCAUAGGACGAAUCGUCCAGUGCACAUGCGCAAAGAUAUAAUUCAGCAACGAUUUCGGCGUCGUAUGAAAGACGAAGAAUUGUCGAGCUCGAAUGCACAUUCCAUGUUAUCUUCUCUAAUCUCAUUCGCACCUUCAUCCGCAACUGCUGCCACGUUCGCCUUCCUGGAUCAUCACAACUCACUUCAAGCAGCACACAACCAAACUGCACCACUUUAG